Molecule: messenger RNA, 2189 nt
Organism: Humulus lupulus (European hop)
Lineage: Eukaryota; Viridiplantae; Streptophyta; Magnoliopsida; Rosales; Cannabaceae
Exons: 4
Coding region: 245-1561 (438 amino acids)
Source: RefSeq, a predicted model, not a curated record
AUUAGUAUUCUUGGAUCGCAUUGAUUUCUACUCUGGAGUAUAGCAGUUUGGUUCAGACUUAAAGUUUUUGAAAAUGGCGUCGUGGGCUGAUCUGAUUUGCCACCCCCGUCAUUUCUCAGCUCCCAGUUUCGAAAACUAGCUUCAAGAUCUCAACUGGGUCGUAGCCAUUUCUGCUUCAAUACAAGUAUAUAUAUAUAUAACAUAUACAUAUAUUCAAUCCUUGACCUUAACUAAGCUAUAACUCAUGGCUGAGCCUCGUGUGAAAACAGAGAGUCAAACAAUCCAAAUACCUCUUCUCACUCCAAAUCAAGAGGAGAGAGAAGGAGAAAACGAGGAUUUGAGUGAAGCCCUUGAAGGGUUGGAGAAGUUUCUGGCGUUUCUGGGUUUUAAUCAGGCUUGUUAUCUAAGCUUUGCUCUUUCUUGGACUGCCUUUUUGGUAAUUGGGGUUUUGGUUCCGCUCCUUGUGCUUGAGUUCUCCAACUGUUCGAGCUGUGAGAAGUAUCAGAUUAAGAAUUUCGAGCUCCAAAUCGUGGCCACGCAGGCGUGUCUCGCCGCCGUCUCUUUGCUCUGCCUUUCCCACAACUUUCGAAAGUAUGGCAUACGGAGGUUCCUUUUUGUCGACCGCCAUACCGGCCACAUGCUCCGGUUUCGAAAGGAUUAUGUUAAGCAGAUUUCGGGCUCCUUACGCUUGCUUGUUUUGUGGGCACUUCCAUGUUUUAUACUAAAGACAGCACGAGAGAUUGUUCGAGUGUAUUAUAUAAAUCGUGGUUCUUGGUGGGUUUCAACUGCUAUUUUACUAGCAUUGGUUGUGUCCUGGACUUAUGUGAGUACAAUCUCUCUAACAGCCAGCAUUUCGUUUCAUUUGAUAUGCAAUUUGCAAGCUAUCCACUUUGAUGAUUAUGGGAAGCUCUUGGAAAGGGAAUCUGAUGUUUUGGUAUUUAUAGAGGAGCACAUUCGCCUGCGUUACCAUUUAUCUAAGAUUAGCCAUCGCUUUCGGAUCUUUCUAGUUCUACAGUUCCUUGUUGUUACCACUGGUCAAUUUGUCACUCUAUUCCAAACCACAGGGUAUAGUGGAAUGGUUACUUUCAUUAAUGGAGGAGAUUUUGCAGUCUCCUCAAUUGUCCAGGUAGUUGGGAUUAUUGUUUGCCUGCACGCUGCAACGAGAAUUUCCCAUAGAGCACAAGGCAUAGCAUCACUUGCAAGUAGAUGGCAUGCGUUAGUAACAUGCGGUUCUAAUGAUUCAUCUCAUCAUAGAGGUUCAAACAACAAUAUGCUAAACUUGGAAGCUGUCCAUGCAUUGAAUUCAUUGGAUUUAAGUUACUCUGAGAGUGAUUUGGAGUCAAUGGAUUAUGUUGCAAUGCCAACUAAUACACAACUAGUUUCUUAUAUGUCAUCAUAUCACAGGAGACAAGCAUUCGUGAUGUAUUUGCAAACCAAUCCAGGAGGUAUUACAAUAUUUGGAUGGACGGUUGAUCGCGCCCUCAUCAACACCAUCUUCUUCAUUGAACUAUCUCUGGUUACCUUUGUGCUGGGGAAGACUAUUGUGUUCACAUCAAAAUGAAUGAGUUUCUACAACAACUUAGGGCUGCUCAACAUGGUCUCUUUUUCCAGGCUUGUGUUUGUUUCCAUCACCAGACAGCUUACAACGAAGUCGCCUUUAUCUGGCUCACUUGCAACACUUCACCAGUCCUAGAAAAUCCGACAGAAGCGAAUUGUUUUGCGCCUAUGUUCCAGGAAGUUCUAGCUGCUUUUCUUGGUUCAUACCAAAUACCUGGGCUAGUCAAUAAGAAGACUCAAAACUGGCAUUCCUCCAAUCUGCUGUACAUCUUAUAUUAUGUGAAAAAAAAAAUGGAUUUCACAUUAUUUAUUUCCUGAAAAUAGGUUAAAGGUACAAGUUCAAUAAAUUUUUUUCAAAAUUUGUUGUCUUUUUCAUAAUUUGAAAUUUAUAAUACAAAAAAAUCUUGCAGUACUCGGUUUAGUGGUUGAUUUCAUAAUGAUUUACAAAACGAGAAAUUACUAGUUCCAGUGGAAGGUUGUGCUAAGCUCCUAGUUGAGCCUUAUAGUUUCAACACAAUAAACAGAAGGCUUGGAAACCGUCCAACUUAGCCAGCUUCUAGGCAGUAGCUUGUUAUGUAAUUCGAACCUAGUUCAAUGUACUUAAUUUUAGAUUUGAUUUACUUUCUAACUUU